Molecule: messenger RNA, 6035 nt
Organism: Taeniopygia guttata (zebra finch)
Lineage: Eukaryota; Metazoa; Chordata; Aves; Passeriformes; Estrildidae
Gene: CCNL2
Product: cyclin L2
Biological process (GO): regulation of transcription by RNA polymerase II
Molecular function (GO): cyclin-dependent protein serine/threonine kinase regulator activity
Source: RefSeq, a predicted model, not a curated record
UUUUACAAAUUCACUACAUAACCAAUGUUUCAUGUCCUGUAAAGCUUUGAGGAGGCUGCCUGGAAGCUCUGUGGACUGUGCUAAUCAGUGAAUUCAGUGAGAUUAGUUUUCUUACCAUCCUGAUGUUUUCUUUCUCAUUUAAGAGACUCUUACUAAUUGCUCUCGUAUCACUGCUGAGUGACGGCGAGGUGGCUGCAGGUGCUCAGUAUUCCUGGAAGGCAAAUUGGAUCAGUAGGUAGCUUUGGUGGUGGAAAAACAUCACCUGGACUUAGAUUCCCCAAGCAGGGAGGAAUUUGGAGGCUUGGGGUUGUCACAGUCAUUCCUGCUGGGAACGUGCUGAGGUAUUAAAGUCCUGUGAGGCAGUUUAGUGUUUAGGGUGUGUUAAAACCACGCUCAGGCUCAGCUAGCACCGAGGCAAGGCUCAGUAUAAAAGUAACAAGUGUCAGAGUGGAUGAUACUUGAAAGAUACAAUUGCCUCAAGUGUUUAAUUGUGCCUUAACUGGUAAAAGAACUUCUAUUUCUGUGCCAACACAAUUUGAGUCUUGCUCUUUUCUCCUCUAAAAAACUCUUGUUCGGAGCUGCCUUUUUGAGCUUCUUGACAUUCAGAAUUUCCUUUUGUCACCCACCCCAGAGGGCAGCUGUGGUUUGCUAAUUGGGGUGAAUUCUGCCAUUAUUCUUCCUCUCUGCAGCCUUGUUUUCCUUCCAAAGCAAAGGAAAACCCCUCAGAACUGAACAACCAUGGCACAGUGUGCACAGUGUUAGGUCUGUUCUCUGCAAGCACUGCCAACUUCCCUCACUGCUGAUUGCAGUCAGCAGCUUUUCUUCUCCAGGCUGCAGCUAAAAAAGGAUUUGUGAGGUUUGUAGGAGAACAGAAUCAAUCCACAAAAAUCCCAAAACCAUUCCACAAAAUCCCUCAAUCAAAUCCAGGUGGAGACGAGGCCUGGCUGAGAGUAUCAGGACAGAAGGGCUGAGAAGUUCAGAGCUGGUAUGGAUAAACACUGGGGAUUGUGCAAACACUUCAUGAGGAGUGUUUAAGCCUUGAGAGAGGAUCACAGAUGCCUCAUGGAUGUCCCUCUGAAAUGAGCAGGUGGCUCUCCAGAUGCUUGUUAAUAACUCAAUAACCCAUAUCUUCCAGAUAAUCGUUAUGUACCUUCAGGUAUUAGAAUGUGAACGUAACCAACACCUGGUCCAGACCUCAUGGGUAGCCUCUGAGGGUAAGUGACUAAGACUUCUCCUCUGCUGCCCAUGGUGCAGGGAUAGCUGCCGUCUUCAGUCAACCCAAAGCUCUCCAAAGAGAAGGCUGGCUCUAGACAGGUGGUAUAUACAUGAUAGUAGAGUAACUGGCCAACUGCUUCUUGUGCUUAUAUUUUUAUUUUUUUUACUCUGCAUUUUUUGAUUGUUUGUAUAUUUGAUAACCUGAGUGUUGAAGUUCUGAAAUUUGAUUUUUUUUUCAUGUUCUAUUUCUCUUAACUGUUAUAAUGUGGUGUGUUUCUUAUAUGAUAAAUUGAAUUAAGGUGGGGUUUAAAUCUUUAAAAGGGAUGAGUUAACAAAAAAAAAAAAGGAAUAAUUUGAAAGAUACUAUUAUCUCAAAUGUUUAAAUGAAAAAACUAGUACAUGUGUGAAGCUUGGACACAAAAUGUGAUAUUUAGAGACACUUCCCAGAAGCAUUGCAUGGAGCAGUGGAAUGGGAGUUGUGGACUGCCAGGAAUCUGCUGGUUAUGAAAAGAGGGGAGGUGAGGGAGGGAAUUACCCCAGCUGAAAAAGGGGUCAGGUAUUACAAUAACACAUCUGUGUGCUCGUGUUUGUUGCUUCCAGUACCUGAAAACUGGUGGGUAUCCAGUAUAGUUGGUUUUUGAAAUGUGCAUUUUUACGACAUGACCUUUUUCUUAAGCUAUUGUGACAAGGAUUCAUUUCCUCCUGUGUCUGGCUGAGCCCACAGGGAAGAUGUGCAGAGGCCAAACUUGGAAGCUGGCAUGGUUCUCAAUUUGGCAAAUCAGGAAAAAAAGCACUGCAGCUUCCAGAUGUUCCAAGUCACCCUUUCCUUUAUCACUCCUUUGUGCUCUCUUUGUAGUGAGACAAGAGCAGGUUGAGAAGUUCCUUUCUCCCAGAAGGAUGAGCUAAUGGUCAGUGUUGCUUUUUUGGAGCAGCAGUUGUUGUUUGUGUAACCAAGAAUUGAGGACAGCUGGGGCAGGUGGGAGUUGGAAACUCCUGGGAUUCCAAUCCCUCCUCUCUGUCCUUGUAAACAUUGCAGGUGCCUGGCCUGUGGUCUCUGCUUUGGAUAUCUUGGGGGUCAGUGAAUCCUUGUAUACUGGGUACCCACAUGGUUAAUUAUUACCUUCAAGUAUUAUUUUAAAGACUUUUAUUAUGUCUGGUUUUAGUUUUUCUCCAUCUGAUACUUUAUUGACAUAUGUGCUCCCAAGUCUAGAUCUUCUAAAGCACAUCAGCUGACAGAUUCACAGGAAUUUACUUUGUGUAUUUAAGAUUUAACAGCAUAAUGCUUAAUUGUACUGACUGGAAUAUGUGCAAUAUUUUACAGUUUUCUCAUUCUGUGAAUAUUCAUUUUAAGCAACCUUACUGAAAUGGGACAAUUUGGAAACCUUAUUUCAUGUGCCAAAGAGGAGAUCUGCCUGAGUACUGACUGUUCUCCUGAACUGAUGUUCCCAAACACCCUGAUUUCUCCUAUGGCUGACUUUUUGCAUCAAAAAGAAUUCUCUUCUGGAUGGAAAUGGACCCUUAAAUGCCACUGGAACUUGACCUGUGCUGAAGAGGACUGGAUUUCAUGGGAGAACUGCUCCAGGAGCUGCAGCUUUUUCCAGACACCUGGUUCUGCCCAAUUACAGGGGAACAUGCAAACCUAAAAUUCUAUAACUGAGUAUUUCUGAGCACACUGUAUGUUGUCUUGAUGAAAAUAACUUGUUUAUUGCAUGAGAGCAGGCCAGUAGAGAUCUAGCAGCAAAAGUGAAGUUAAAAUUGGUUCUCUCCUCACCACUGAAUUUUCAGCAGUCAGACUUUGUUUCUGUCACAUGUCCCUCCCCUUGAGGGAUUUAUUUUAGUUAUUUUAUUUUUGUUUUAGUAAAAUCAUUCAGCUUCUCUUUAGAUUUACAGGAGUAGAAUGUUGAAGUCUAGUAACUGAAUGCAGAAAGAAAUAGCCCUUGUAGAAGUAAAACCAAGUCAAAAACCCAAAAAAAGAACCCCAGAGAGCUUUGCAGUGCCUUGCAACCUCCUGCUCUCCUGUUUUUCAGGAACUACAUGAACGACAGCCUGAGAACAGAUGUCUUUGUGAGGUUCCAGCCAGAAAGCAUUGCCUGUGCCUGCAUUUACCUGGCAGCCAGGACCCUGGAGAUCCCACUUCCAAAUCGCCCACAUUGGUUUUUACUGUUUGGAGCAACUGAGGAAGAAAUUCAAGAAAUCUGCUUAAAAAUCUUGCAGCUGUACACAAGGAAAAAGGUGGAUUUAUCUGAUCUGGAAAGUAAAAUAGAAAAGAAGAAAUUGGCUAUUGAAGAGGCAAAAGCACAAGCUAAAGGUCUGGCACCUGAGGGAGUUCCAAGUUUGGAUAACACAUCGGGAUUUUCCCCUAUUCCAAAAAAUGAGUCUCCAAAAGAGGUUAAAGGAAAUAAACCUUCACCACUGCCUGUGCAGGCCAUGAAGAAUGCUAAAAGGAAAACAGAGGGAGCCAAGAGAACCAGCUCCAACAGCCCAGUAAAUGGUGUCCAGAAAGGGAGAGAGAGCAGGAGUCGAAGUGGAAGCAGAGAUCAGAGUUACUCCAGGUCACCAUCGAGGUCUGCAUCCCCCAAGCACAGGAAAAGCGAGAGUUACUCCACGUCCAGCGGCUCCAAGUCGCACAGCCGCUCUCGGAGCCGCAGCGAUUCCCCCCCGAGGCAGUUCAACCACGGCUCCUCGGCCUACAAGGGCUCCAAGGCGCGGAGCUACAAGAAGUCCAAGGACUACACCAAGUACUCGGCGCACAAAGCGCGCAAGUCCCGCUCGCGCAGCUCGUCCCGCUCCCGCAGCCGCUCCCGCGAGCGCUCCGACCACUCGGGCAAGUACAAGAAGAAGAGCCACUACUACCGCAACCACCGGCACGAGCGCUCCCGCUCCUACGAGCGCGCCCAGCACCGCUACGAGCGCGAGCACCCCGGGCACAGCCGGCACCGCCGGUGAGCCCCCGCCUGCUCCGGGGGUGUUGGCACCGGUGAGCCCCCAGAGCUGCUCCCAGGGGGUGUUGGCACCGCUGAGCCCCUAGAGCUGCUCCUGGGGGAAUUCCUGCUGGUGAGCCCUGCUGGGACUGCUCCUGGGGGAAGUUGGCACCAGUGAGCCCCCAGAGCUGCUCCCGGGGGGAUUCCCUCUGGUGAGCCCUGUUGGGGCUGCUUUCCAAGGGAAUUCCUGCUGGUGAGCCCUGCUGGGGCUGCUCCCGGGGGGAGUUGGCACUGCUGAGCUCCCCAGAGCUGCUCCCGGGGGGAUUCUUUCUGGUGAGCCCUGCUGGGGGCUGCUCCUGUGGGAAAUUGUCACUGCUGAGCCCCCAGAGCUGCUCCUGGGGGAAUUCCUGCCAGUGAGCCCUUCUGGGGCUGCUCCCGAGGGAAUUCCUGCCAGUGAGCCCUGUUGGGGCUGCUCCCAGGGGGAUUCCUGCUGGUGAGCCCUUCUGGAGCUGCUCCUGUGGGAAAUUGUCACUGCUGAGCCCCCAGAGCUGCUCCCGGGGGGAUUCCUGCUGGUGAGCCCUGUUGGGACUGCUUUCCAAGGGAAUUCCUGCUGGUGAGCCCCCAGAGCUGCUCCCGGGGGGAUUCCUGCUGGGACUGCUUUCCAAGGGAAUUCCUGCUGGUGAGCCCUGUUGGGGCUGCUCCUGGGGGGAAUUGUCACUGCUGAGCCCCCAGAGCUGCACCUGGGGGAAUUCCUGCUGGGUGAGCCCUUCUGGGGCUGCUCCCAAGGGAAUUCCUGCCAGUGAGCCCUUCUGGGGCUGUUUCCCAAGGGAAUGCCCACCAGCGCUGCCUUCUGAGGGAAUUCCCUCUGGUGAGCUGGGGUGGUUUCCUGAGGGAAUUCUCUCUGGCACCCCAGGCACAGAACUGGGGGCUGCUUCCCAAGGGAAUGCCCACCAGGGAUUUCCCUCCAGCACCCAGGCACAGUUGGUGAGACAGGGCUGCUUCCCUCAGAAUUCCCUCUGCCAGCAGAGCUCCUUCCCCGUGGCUUGUGCAGGCUUAACCUGGCUAGUGAACCACCCUGGCUGGAGGCAGCAGUUUGUGCUCAUCCCUGAAUGCAAAGGAAAGACUGACAGGGUGGGAAGGGAUGUCAGCAGUGCUCUGUGCCAGGGUGUCACUGUCACCUUCACCCUCAGAGCUCCUGUCCUGCUCUUCAGCAUUUCCAUUGCAGCCUUUGGGCUUCCAGUCCUGCAGGCCCAUCCUUGGAAUGCUGUGCCCAGCAGUUCUUCCCUGUGGGCCUGGGAAGCUCCUCAUCCCCCUGGGAGUACUUUGGUGCUAACAAUGCCCUCUUUCCAUGCUGGCUCGGUGAUGUUGUACAGGUGGGAGGUGACUUUUUUUUUUUUUAGACCUGUUGCCUAUAUUAGGUUCUCUGUGUAUAUAUAUUUUGCAGUGUUACAGUACAGUAUGGGAAAAUGGCCUUCCUAGCCUUUACACUUUACCCACAAUGUAAAUAAGCAUUUGUUUAAUACAGGUGAAGAUAUAUACAGAAAAUUCAGAACUUGAAUUCUAUCAGAAAAAAAGACUUGUGUAGAAAAUUCUGAUAAAUGUGAAAGUAUUUAGCUCUGUGCAUUGAGAGUAGUAUAUUUUUAUCUGUGCAAUGCUGUGUGCAGGCCACCAGCUCAGAAGACAUUUCCUAUAUAUCCAUUUGAAGUGGUUGAAAAUUCUUUACUCAGGAUCUUUGACACUCUGAAGAAUUCGUAGUUUAUCAGUCUGCAUGCUUGAUGGACAGAGCAUUUAAAAACCAAUUAGCAGAGCCCCACAGCCCAGUAGUAUCAGUUCUAGUGGUAUAUCUGAGCUGUUACUCUCAUGCUCCCUAAUUUCAUUAAAGUAUUUGAUUUUCUAUUA